AUGUCGGAAACUAUCAUUCCUCAAGAAAUACUCGACACCUAUUUUCCUAAGACAAGUGAUUCACCUACUGAACGUGAUGAUAAAAGAAAAGAAAUGCUGCUUGCACAAAUCAGGCAUCGUGUUGAACUUGUAAAUUUCUGGUCUAUUCCAUCAGGAUCAAAAGUCCUCGAAAUAGGCUGUGGUCAGGGCGAUACAACAUUGGUACUCGCUGCACAAGUUGGGGAGAAUGGACAUGUUGAUGCUGUUGAUCCCGGAGAUCCUGAUUAUGGCUCACCAUGGACUCUCUCCCAAGCCCAAUCUCAACUGAAAUCCGGCCCACUAGGCCACCGCAUCACAUUUCACAACGCAUUCCCAAUUCCCUUUCUCGAAUCACUUCUCUCUUCUCACACUUCCUCCUCAUCCACAAACCAAGACUCAAAACCAUACACCCACAUCAUCUUCUCCCACAGUACUUUCUACUUCUCAUCUCCCUCUCUCUUCCCCCAACUAAUUUCCUACAUCUCCUCACUAUCAUUACCCUCCCCCCAAACCUCAGACUCCACCCCCACUAUCCUCACCAAAGAAACCCAAAUCUGCAUCGCAGAAUGGGAUCUUAGCGCCCCAUCCCCCGCCCAAUUUCCCCACCUCCUCGCAAUCAUGCUUCAAGCCGUCUCAGAAGGCUUCAAAAAAGAAGGAGAAGAAGGAGGUGGAAAUGUAAGAUGUGUGCGCAGCGCAACGCAGAUGCGGAAAGUUAUGGGGGAGGAAGGGUGGAGGGUUGAGAGGGAGAUGGUGAAGGGGGGACGGGGAUUGGAAGAUGGGGUUUGGGAGGUGGGGAAUGUGGGGAGGUGGAAGGAGGGGGAGUUGAAGAGAGUGAAGGAUGUUGCGGGAAGGGAAGAUAGGGAGGGGAAGAGGGGAAAUGUGUUGGAAAUGAUGUAUGAUGUUCUGGAUGCGAGUUUGGGGAAUGUAGAGGGGGGUGUGAAGGGGGUGGAGUCGAUGGGGGUUUGGGUUGCGAGUUUUGUGAGGGAGGGCUUGUGA
Molecule: messenger RNA, 1014 nt
Organism: Botrytis byssoidea
Lineage: Eukaryota; Fungi; Ascomycota; Leotiomycetes; Helotiales; Sclerotiniaceae
Exons: 3
Coding region: 1-1014 (337 amino acids)
Source: RefSeq, a predicted model, not a curated record